Messenger RNA from Durotheca rogersii, 3200 nucleotides. RefSeq lists its product as uncharacterized. Bases 419 to 2794 code for a protein of 791 amino acids. The record is from RefSeq and is a predicted model, not a curated record. The transcript has 2 exons. Lineage: Eukaryota; Fungi; Ascomycota; Sordariomycetes; Xylariales; Xylariaceae.
GCGAUGGCUGUGGCGGUGCGUGAUUUGGGCUGAAUGCGAGAUGAGACUUGCACAGAAGGAGGGCGGCGCUGUAGCGAGAGGCUUUUUCGCCGGUGCCCUCUUCAGUAGCGAUGGACCCUCCGCCCUCACCUAUGGCUUCCGACGUAAUAUAAUGAGAAAUCACCUCAACCAAGGCCACCACCUCCCAUCUCUCACCUGUUUUUCUUUUCUUUUCCUUCCAUCUGUCUUUCCUUUUCCCCUCUCAGGUCCCCUCUCCUCUCCUCCCAUCGACAACUUCUCUUUCUCUUCCCUUUUUCUUUUCUUUUUCAUCUUCCACGGGCGGUUCCGCCAUUUGCAAUGCUGCGCGAGUUCACGAGACGCGCUCGCGGAUAGAUAUACAAUCAAAGAGGGCUAGAGGAAGGAGAAGGCGGAAAAGGCCAUGGACACGCUUCCGUCGUACGGCGAUGCUGUCGCCCGGCAAGACUGGCUGGACCUGGUCGCCCCGUACGUGCCGGUCGCGGACUGGUGUCGGUGCUGUCAGGUCGACCGGCGGUUCUAUCGCCGCUUCGCCCCGCGCCUCUGGCAGGAUCCCCUCGACGCGGCGCGCCGCCUCGGGUUGCAUCCGAAUGAUGAUUUGGCCUGGUACCGCCGCUUCAUCAACAAGCACGUGAAAGCCGUGCGCCGCGACACCCGACGCUACGUGCGCUGUCUAGACUUCCGCCGCUUCGCCUUGCGCGCGUCCGGGCUCUACUCCUCCGACGCCAGCGAGCGCGCUAUCUCGGAGAGCUUCAAGCACCUGCCCGAGAUAUUCCCCGGCCUGAUCUGCUUGCUCCUCGACGGCCAUCCGGAAUUGGAUCCCGGGUCGCUGGCGGACAGCACGUACGUGGCGCAGUCGUCUCUGCAGCUGCUCGAUCUGGCCCGGUGCCGCUACGAACUUACCCCCAAGCUGUUCGGGUUCGACUUGUUUAGGGAUCUGAUCUACCUGGACGUGUCGUUCGUGCCUGGGUCCGUCAGGUCCGCCCUCUACGUAUCUCUCAACCCUAGGUCGUUGCCGGGACUUCGCGUCCUCAAGGUUAGGGGUCGGGAGAUGGACAACCAGACCGCCAGCCUGCUGCUCGAGACGUUCCGCCAGCAGCUAUGGAGCCUCGACCUCAGCUACAACAAGCUGAGCGACGACGUUCUCGACGGGGUCGCCGACCACAGCAUCUCGCCCUUUACCUUUCACACGGACGCGUACUACGACAAGGACGGAAAGCUGGUAUCGUCCAAGAACGUCGGCAGCCGGAAGUACGGGCCGUUCAAAUUCAUCCAAGAGUCGCAGAAUAGCCGCCGCGCCGGAUAUUUCGGGAGAUAUCUCGCCGAUUCCCCCCUGUACUCCCAGAGAUUGGACCAGACCGACCCGCAGGAGUGGGAGGUCGUCCGCCCCGACGGGCUCGCCCCGCUCCGGCGUGACGAUGCGGAUACGGCAAAAGAAUUCCUGCUCGGCGAGAAGGUCGCAUAUAACAGCACCUGGACACUCUACGGCCAACCUCUGUUAGGAUACGGCGGGCUCACACAUCUCUACUUGAACGGGAACAGGUUCACGACUUCCGCUGUCGAGAGGCUCCUGAGGAUUUCCCGGGGCCGACUGGAGCACUUCGAGUGCGAUUCGUGUCUAUACUCCCUUACUCGCUCUCAGUUCGGCAGCCGUUCGUUGCGGGUCGGAAUUCUGGGAUUCCCCGGCUCUGCGCACUUGUUUCGACCGGUUAUCUCAUCCGGUAUCCGCUCCCUACGGAUCCAUCAUUCACUGGUAACGCAGGUUCCGACGGUAGAAAUCGAUGAGAUACCCCCAGCUGAGGCGGCGCGCAUCUCGGAAGGGCAGAUAUUCAAGAACAUGCGCCGGAUCUACCCGCUAGCUUUUACACCGGAUACGAACCCGCGGAUCGCGUCGAUAACACUCACAAACAUCCCAGCGCGGUCCACAGGGCCCGUCAUCGAGCAGCUUAUCCAGUUUCUCCAGCUCGCGCGCUCGCAGCAGAAUGCUAUCAAGGAAGCUAGGGAAAUGUUUGGCGCCCGCGGCCCCGCGACCCUUCGAGGGCUUCGGCAUAUCCGGCUCGAGCUAGCCCCCGACUCUUCGGCGGGCGGGGUGGACAUCAUCUCGGCGAAGGACGACGUCGACUUCGACAAGCUGCUCGACCCCGCCGAGGACAGUUUUUCGCAGGACACGAACUCGGGCAUGUCCGACGCCGACGAAGAACCCUUCGGGAUCACGUCGAGGCGCCAGAACACGGCCGUCAGCGGCCAGAAACAGCAGGCCGAGAUCCGCGGCGGCGUCCCGGUCGACCGCGCGACGAAGGCAUCGUACGCGGACUGGAAGGCGGGACGGCUCAAGUCCUAUCCUUACUCGAAUACAGACUCGGAGUACGUGACGCACCAGGAGGCGGACCCGGCGCGCUCCUGGACGGGCAACGUGUACUCGGUGCCGGUGUGGAUCGGGACCGGGGUGCUGGGCCCGGACGCGGCGGCCAACGAGUACAUGUGGAACGUGCAGGACGGGCGGCUGCGGGCGGACGUCGGGCCGGCGACGCCGCAGCACGUCGCCGCCGGGGUGCCGCCGCUCACGUACGUCUACCACGCCGCGUGGGACGCCAUGGCGGUGCCGCGGAACCUGGCCGUCCCGCAGCCGGCGACGCGCGGGUAUUCGUCGUCGUCGUCGGCAGCCGCGAGCCGCCCCGCGUUCAGAGACGUCGCCGCCGCGAUCAAGGAUUAUCGCUUCCGCACGCGCGACACGCCCGAUCAUUGGGACGGGAAGCUUGAGCUCGCGUGGAUGGCGUGAUGGGGGGCUAGAGGGCGGACGGGUUGGGCGAUACGAUUGUUUUACCUACGGUGUCGUUUCUACGGAGACUGGCCUCGAGUGGGCUGCUUUAGAGAAUUAGAAACCCAGCCGGGUGGCCAGAGGAGCGUUUCUCGCGGGUUGCCCCUGUCAUUGUGGAUUUGUAGGGCUGUUGUUUAUUUCUGUUGGGACAGGGGAUGGGGUGGCGCAAUUGCGAUAGCUAGAUGUCCCCGCUAAUGUUAUUUCUUCGCGAGAUACAUCCGUUAAUUUCUGCUGGGACAGGGUGUGGCUCCACGGGUCAACGUAGAUGCACAACGCACGGCACGUAAAUAGAUCGUCAAUUGCGUUAUCUUAGGUUUCUAGUUAGCUCCUCAAUCAAUCAGGCUCAGCUUCACAAAAAACUCGUUGG